This is a messenger RNA of Aricia agestis (brown argus), 484 nucleotides long. Its product is annotated as THAP domain-containing protein 1-like. Lineage: Eukaryota; Metazoa; Arthropoda; Insecta; Lepidoptera; Lycaenidae. The coding region runs from base 77 to 484 and encodes 135 amino acids. The transcript has 4 exons. The record is from RefSeq and is a predicted model, not a curated record.
ACGGGCAAACUACGCGAAAACACAAUUAGUCGGGACGUGAUUGUCUAAGCGCGUACUACGGGAGUGUUUUUUUUAAAUGCCUAACUGUUCGGUGGUUGUGUGCAAGAAUCGAAGUGACCAUAAACUUGAAGGGGUCACUUUUCAUAGAUUUCCAAAUGAGAAAACAAUUAAAGAAAAAUGGACAAAUUCAACUGGGAGAGGGCCCGAUUGGUGGCCAACAAAACAAAGCACAAUAUGUUCUGUGCAUUUUGAAAAAAAUCAUUUUAGGCCACAUACAAAGAUUCGCAGGCUUUUUGAAUGGGCAGUGCCUACAUUAAAAUUACGCUUGGUUUUUGCAACGGCCGAUACAUCACAUAAUCUUCAGAGUUCACCAGCCAGAAUUGCAAAAGACAGUGAACCUCAAAUAUUGUCUCGAAUGUCUGGAGAAGAAAAUAUACCAAAUAAAUCACAAUCUGAACAAAUACCUACCUCAGUAUUAUAUUGA